This is a messenger RNA of Phytophthora sojae, 486 nucleotides long. RefSeq lists its product as hypothetical. Gene Ontology annotation, biological process: proteolysis. NCBI's taxonomy places the organism in Eukaryota, Oomycota, Peronosporomycetes, Peronosporales, Peronosporaceae. The record is from RefSeq and is a predicted model, not a curated record. Gene Ontology annotation, molecular function: aspartic-type endopeptidase activity. The transcript has a single exon. Bases 1 to 486 code for a protein of 161 amino acids.
AUGGAGUAUCCGUUGAGUCCAGAAUCUCCAUGCGCAACGCCUGAAUGCGAAGGUCCGGUCGAGUUCGAGAUGGAAGAUUUCCCGGAAGAGCGAAGUGUGAUUGACACGUCUGUCUGCGCGAUGGAGCUCCGUUUAGAUAAGGUGCAAGUGGAAGGUAACGACCUUCUAUUUGUGGAAGGUCUCGUGCAAGGGCGACGUCUGAAAAUGUUGGUUGACUCUGGAGCGACGCACACCAUUGUGCGACGCGAUCUGCUAGUGGCUCCUGCUGGGACGCGGGAAGAAAGGAUUCAGGCCCGCGACUUUGAAGGAAGACUGUCCGUGACUACAUCGAAGAAGUUCACGGUGGACAUGACGGUGGAAGAUCGCUUAUGUCCAGUCGAGAUGGUGGAGUGGCCCUUACGACAGGACUUUGACGGCAUUCUCGGUAAGUCGUGGCUUCGUCGCGAGAACCCCGAUAUUGACUGGGCGGCUGGCACUGUGUCGUAG